AGUACGACGCGGCGUUUCAACUCCUGUCAAUAGAUAGAUAUUUUUGGCAAAGGCGAGGCUCCAACUCAUUGCCACUUAUGCGAUAAUCUUCGGAGUCGGUUACCUUCGGGAGUUCGAACUCGGCCCCAGAAUUCCUUGUCCGUGUUGUAGAUCUGCCUGGCGUCAUCGUGUCGAGGGUUCAAUGUGCCCCGAUUUCUGGGUUUUGUGCGUUUUUGAUCGAUUUUGAGUUUCGCUGGUGGACGAGGAGUAUUCUGAGGGUUGUGAUCUUAGUCUUGGUGGUAUAUAUAUUUGAUUCCGAGGGAGAAAGUUGUUUUUCCUUCAUUUUAUAUGGAUUGUAAAUUUUGAUUUGGUUCUGCGUAUCGGGUUUAGGAUUUCAAUCGGCGGGUUAGGGUUUUAGUUUCCGGUUAUUGAUUAUCUGAUUUAGGGUAGUUGAUUUGGGGUCCGGGUUACGGUUCUGCGUGGGAUUGUGAUUGUUGAGGUAUGGAUGGAUCAAGAAAUUUGAAUUCCAGGCUUUCGACUUCGCCGCCAUCGGCGGACUCAAAGCCGCCGCCUAAGCAGUGGGGAGUGGCGGAACCGUUGUCGCUGGCGGGGCCCUCCGAUGUGGAUAUUCAGAGAACUAAGGAAUUGGAGAAGGUUUUGGUGAAUGCCGGACUGUAUGAGAGUGCAGAGGAAUCUGCUAAGCGGGAAGAGGUUCUUGGAAGGCUCAAACAGAUUGUGAAAGAUUGGGUGAAAGAGCUUACAAGAUUGAGGGGAUAUACUGAUCAAAUGGUGGAAGAUGCCAAUGCUGUCAUUUUAACUUUUGGUUCUUAUAGACUUGGAGUACAUGGUCCUGGAGCAGAUAUUGAUGCAUUAUGUGUUGGGCCUUCCUAUGUUAGUCGGGAGGAGGACUUCUUUUACGUACUUCAUAAUAUCUUAGAUGCAACAGAAGAAGUUACUGAACUUCAACCGGUACCUGAUGCUCACGUCCCUGUAAUGAAAUUCAAGUUUGAUGGGAUAUCAAUUGAUCUUCUAUAUGCAAGCGUUUCUCUCUUGGUUGUACCAGAUGAUUUAGAUAUUUCAAAUACCUCUAUCUUGUACAACAUAGAUGAGCCAACUGUAAGGAGUCUUAAUGGCUGUCGAGUAGCAGAUCAAAUUCUGAAGCUUGUUCCAAAUGUUGAGAACUUUCGGAUCACACUACGUUGCAUAAAGUUCUGGGCCAAGAGACGAGGGGUUUAUUCUAAUGUCACAGGGUUUCUUGGUGGUGUGAACUGGGCACUUCUUGUUGCUCGGCUGUGCCAAUUUUAUCCUAUGGCAAAUCCCAGUAUGCUUGUUUCUCGCUUCUUCAGGGUUUAUACAGUCUGGCGUUGGCCUAAUCCGAUCAUGCUUUGUGAAAUCGAGGAUGAUGAAAUCGGGUUUUCUAUAUGGGAUCCACGAAAAAAUCCUUGGGACCGAAACCAUCUCAUGCCUAUAAUAACACCUGCAUACCCUUGCAUGAAUUCUAGUUACAAUGUUUCAGCAAGUACUCUCCGGGUUAUGAUGGAACAAUUCCAGUUUGGAAACAAAGUUUGCGAGGAUAUUGAGCUGAACAAAUCACAGUGGAGUGCUUUGUUUGAACCCUAUUUGUUCUUUGAGAACUACAAAAAUUAUCUGCAGGUCGAUAUUAUUGCUGCAGAUUCUGAUGAUUUACGUUCUUGGAAAGGUUGGGUUGAGUCCCGCCUGAGGCAGCUAACUCUGAUGAUAGAGAGAGACACCCUGGGAAAAUUGCAGUGUCAUCCUUAUCCCCAUGACUAUACAGAUUCGUCGAAGCAGUGUGCUCAUUGUGCCUUUUUCAUGGGUUUACAAAGGAAGCAAGGUGAAGUCAUUCAAGAAGGCCAGCAAUUUGAUAUCCGCAAGACCGUUGAUGAGUUUAGGCAUCAAAUAAACUCAUACUUGUACUGGAAGCCCAGGAUGGAAAUAUAUGUUUCUCAUGUUCGUAGAAAGCAAAUUCCCUCUUAUGUAUUCCCCGAGGGCUACAAAAGAAGCCGGCAUACUAGGCACAUGAGUCAGCAUGUUGACAGGACCUCCACUGAGAGCAGAGACUCUUGCAGACCAGAUUCUGCUGAAAGAAUCCCAAAACGGAAAACAGAGAUUGAUGGAUCAGAACCAAAGGAAUAUCCGCAAAAGAAGUAUUCUAUUAGUCCUCCAAGACAAGUUUCUGAUUCACCGGAUAUCGUCUGUUCAAGAGUUGGGAGUGGAGUGAUAUCUGAUAUGGCAAUAGAAAAGAGCAAUGAUAAUGGAUCUAUUAAGCAUGAAAUGACUCGGGAAGCAAUCCCUAUGGCUCCUGGAUCCGUCUCUGCUCAAUCUACUGGGAAUGACCUGCAACUUGUUGAUAGAGAUAAAGAGAUCAGUGAUCAGGGAAUGCCAUCUUCUGGACAUUCAGACACUGGUUUCAACUCAAGUUCCUGUAAUGAUGACCUUGCAAGUAACAGCGGGAUUAACAUAGAAACCAGCAAUGAAAGGCCUUCACUGGAUAGUGGAUCAUCUGAAUCUGACCGACAGAGCGAUGCUUCACGUUUUGGCGAUGGAUUACGGGAGAAGUUAGAGCCUAAUGCUGCUGCGCUUGCAAUGGUUCUCAACGAGGGGGUCGGAUCAGAACCUGUUCAGAAGAAUGUGAUGAGGCAUGUUCACAGAAAUCCGAUAACUGGAUGUGCUUUCUGAGUAUCAUUUUACAAUUUUACGUCUUUAUGCUUCCUAUUCUUGGUUCUGUUCUCCCUUUUAUGCAGCAGUAGGCCGAGUCUGACAUCAACUGCAUGAUUGAGAUGGUAGGGUUGCAUCUGUACUGAUGAAUGGCAAUAUUGCUCGACCGUGAGCCAGCAGUUGGCCGGUAAGUACCCUAAUUAUUCCGCGGCUUUCACCAUAUCACUACUACUAUUUUUCCAGGCAAAUAUAGCCACAGCUUUCAAUCUUUUAAGAGACAGAAAGAAAAACACAAGCAAGCAGUAAAUGUAGCAUCCAGAGACCCCUCAAGAAAACACUUUGCAUUCGAUGUUAAGGUGCAAUCCAAAUUGAAAAGAUUAGGAAGAAAUACAUAUAUUAUAUAUGGGUAUGGUUUAAGAGAGAGAGAGAGAAGAAAAGAAAAGAAAGAGGAAAAAGGGAUUAUGUUUGUUUGCUUUGCUUGCUUUUGAUAGAGAGAUGUGUGUUUUGUGGGUUCUAAAUUUUAAGUAGUAGUAAUUGUUACUCUUGUAUGAAUUGGAUCCAUUAACUAGGUAGGAGGAAUGGUUUGUUAGUUUGCUACUUUGAACUCAACUAAUUAAUAUAUAUAUAUAUAUAAUCUGUUUUCAUCA
This is a messenger RNA of Andrographis paniculata, 3302 nucleotides long. RefSeq names its product nuclear poly(A) polymerase 4-like. Gene Ontology annotation, cellular component: nucleus. The record is from RefSeq and is a predicted model, not a curated record. NCBI's taxonomy places the organism in Eukaryota, Viridiplantae, Streptophyta, Magnoliopsida, Lamiales, Acanthaceae. The transcript is spliced from 11 exons. Gene Ontology annotation, molecular function: RNA binding; poly(A) RNA polymerase activity. The coding region runs from base 481 to 2676 and encodes 731 amino acids.